Messenger RNA from Artibeus jamaicensis (Jamaican fruit-eating bat), 4155 nucleotides. It is a transcript of the gene EVC2, whose product is annotated as EvC ciliary complex subunit 2. The record is from RefSeq and is a predicted model, not a curated record. Bases 74 to 3751 code for a protein of 1225 amino acids. Gene Ontology annotation, biological process: smoothened signaling pathway. Gene Ontology annotation, cellular component: ciliary membrane; plasma membrane protein complex. The transcript is spliced from 20 exons. NCBI's taxonomy places the organism in Eukaryota, Metazoa, Chordata, Mammalia, Chiroptera, Phyllostomidae.
CGGGUCUGGGGCCCGGAAGCGGCCGCAACUCCGCGGUGCCUGCAAGUGGGGAGUCUCUGGCCCGGGACAGGCAAUGGGCUCCGCGGCCGCCCCAGGGCGCGCCGCUUGGGUGCUGGCUGGGGGCCUCCUGGCUGCCGCCCUGGCGCUGCCCGCCGGGUCCCGGGGCCGAGGGUGGCUUUCGGCGGGCCCGAGUCCUCUCCGGCGUCCCCUGGGCGCGCAGGCGCCCCGGGAUCGCCCCGCAGUCCCCGGGGCGGGGCCGGAGCGCACCGCGCAGCGUGGAGACAUUUCAAGAGACGUUCGAGGAACUCUGGAGAAUGGAGUAAUUUUUCAGAAAUGUGCUGUGGUGUCGGGGCCGAGGGUGUCACAGACGGCUCAGGUGCGUCUGCUGGUGAAUAACACCCCCACACCGGCGGCAGCCAACCUCUCAGACCUGCUUCUGCUUGACAACAUCACUGGCCUCACCGUCAGGGAGUCGACCGGAAACAGGACAUCGGCAGGGUUCCAGGCCUUCAGGAGGAAGUUCCUGGCAGUUGGAGCCACCUUCUCGGUCAGCUACACUGCCUCACUCGAGGCCGGAGACGUCGGGCGUGGGGAGAGCCUGGUGCUCCCCGCCCAGCUCACCUUCCAGAGUUCAUUGCCGAACAGAACACAGCUGAGAGCACUUUUCACUGUCACAGUGGAAGAAAAGGUAAAGGUUCUUCCAAACCAUGGCCUUCACGCAGCCGGGUUCUUCGUGGCCUUCGUCAUCUCCCUUGUGCUGACCUGGGUCACCCUUUUCUUCAUGGUUCGGCAUCAGUGUUUGAAGGGAAGCGUGCUCAGCAGACAUCAGGGUCAGCAUCACGAGAGCAAGCUGGAGCACGCCCAGUUCACGUCAGCCGACGCCGUGGACGAAGACCUUGCCCUAAAUGACCAGAUGGUAGACAUUCUGUCCUCAGAGGACCCCGGGAGCAUGCUGCAGGCCUUGGAAGACCUGGAGAUUGCAACCCUGAACCGCGCGGACUCCGACCUGGAGGCCUGUCGAACCCAGAUCAGCCAAGAUGUCAUCGCCCUUCUACUGCGCGGGCUGACCAGCAGGGGCCACCUCUCCCCUCCAGCAGAGAGGAGGAUGGGCGCUCUUUUCAAGAAGCAGUUUCUCCUGCUGGAGAAGGAAAUACGAGAGGAGUAUGAUCGGAAGAUGGUGGCGCUGACGGCUGAAUGCGACCUGGAAACGAGGAAGAAGACAGAGACCCAGCACCAGAGGGAGAUGGCGGCCGUGGAGGAGGCAGAAGAGCUGCUGAAGCGUGUGAGCGAGAGGUCCGCCACCGAGUGCAGCAGCCUGCUGCGGACCCUGCACAGCCUGGAGCAGGAGCACCUGAGGAGGUCUCUCGCUCUGCAGCAGGAGGAAGACUUCGCCAAGGCCUGCCGGCAGCUGGCCAUUUUCCAGAGAAACGAGCUGCACAGUAUCUUUUUUGCCCAGAUAAAAAGUGCUAUUUUCAAAGGGGACCUGAAGCCCGAGGCAGCUAAAACGCUGCUGCAAGACUACUCUAAAAUCCAGGAGCAUAUAGAAGAGCUAAUGGACUUCUUCCAGGCUAGCAAGAGGUAUCACCUGAGUAAAAGAUUCGGCCACAGGGAGUACCUGGUGCAGACCGUCCAGGCCUCAGAGGCCCGCGUGCGGGGACUUCUGAGCACGGCCGCCGCCCAGCUGACCCUCCUCGUCCAGAAGCACGAGAGAGCUGGGUACUUGGACGAAGACCAGACGGAAGGGCUGUUGGAGCGGGCGCAGACCGAGGUCUUCUCUAUAAAGCAGAAGUUGGACAGUGACUUAAAGCAGGAAAAGAAAAAGCUCCGCCAAAGAUUAAUAAUUAAGAGAAGACGAGAGAUGCUGCAAAAGCACAAGGAGCAGCGGAGGGAGCAGCUGUCCGUCGGGGACGCCUUCCGAGCCACCGAGGACGUGGGCCAGUACCUGGGCCAGUGGCGGAGCCUGGUGUCAGGCCACAGCGCCGCCCUGGAGGAGCUGCAGGAGCGCCUGGACCAGGCCGCCCUGGACGACAUCAGGGCCCUGACCCUGUCGCUGUUCGAGAAAGCCACCGAGGAGCUGCGGCGCCUGCAGAACUCCGUGGUGACCCAGGAGCUGCUCAAGCGCGGCGUGCCCUGGCUCUUCCUGCAGCAGGCCCUGGAGGAGCAGGGCAGGGAGCUGGCCGCCCGGGCCGAGCAGCUGGAGGGCGAGCAGAGGGACAGGGACCAGGAGGGCGUCCAGGGCGUGAGGCAGAGACUGAAGGACGACGCUCCGGAGGCCUCCACGGAGGAGCAGGCGGAGCUGAGGCGCUGGGGGCACUUGGUCUUCACGAGGCUCCGCGCGGCGGCCUUCUCCCUAUCGGAAGAGGAGCUGCUCCAGAUGAGGCAGGACCUGCACAGCUGCUCCGCUCAGAUGGACAGGAGCCUGGCCCUCCCCAGAAUCCGGGCCCGCGUGCUGCUGCAGCGGCUGCAGACGGCGUGGCGGGAAGCGGAGUUCCUGAAGCUGGACCAGGCCCUGGCUGCCCCCGAGCUGCAGCAACAGUCCAGGGCAAGGAAGCCACGUGCCAAGAGUAAAAGCAAGACAGACCUUUUGAGGAAGUGCAUUGAAGAUAAAAUUCAGCUCUUUGACGAACCGGCCCCUGAAGACCUGGUUGAAAAGGUCCGAGGAGAGCUGCUUCGGGAGAGGGUGCAGCAGCUGGAGGCCCAGGAGGGCCGCUUCGCGGAGUCCCUGGUCUCCCUGCAGUUCCAGAAGGCGGCCAGGGCGGCCAGGACGCUGCGGGCCUACACGGCCCUCCUGGGCCUCCAGGACCUGCUGCUGGAGGAGCUGCGUGUGUCGGAGACCCUGACGAAGGCGGCCUGCGCCCAGGUCCUGGAGUCGCACAGCCCCGGGCUCCAGGAGCUGGAGAGGAAGCUGGAGGACCAGCUGGCCCAGCAGGAGGCGGCCCAGCUGCAGCGGGCCCUGGCCAGUUGGCAGCAGUGGGCAGGGGAUGGGCCCGGGCUUCUGAACGAGUCUGAGGACACGGGUUCUGAAAGGCAGGUGUCCGCUGUCUUGCGCCAAGCUCUGAGCAAGAGCCAGGAGUUACUGGAGUACCAGCAGCAGAGUCUACAAGAGGAGCGAGAGGACAGUGUCGUGUUGGAAGACUUGCUGGAGACGAUGGAGACGGACACCUUCGUGACCCUGUAUGGCCAGGAGCUGAGGCUGGCCUCCUACCUGUCCAAGCUGACCAUGGUGCCGGCGGGCACACUGCGCCGCCUCCUGAGCGUGGCUCUGCCCACAGCCUCGCAGCCCGAGCUGCUGGCCGUGCUCGAGUCGGUCAGCCAGAAGCAGCCGGACCACGCAGUGGAGAAGGACAGCAGUGGGGAGCCGGCUGACCCGGGCAGGAGGGGGAAACACCAGGGCUGGUGGCGAGACUUAGAGAGCAAACUGCGCAAAGAGCUCGUAAGCAACGGGUCGGAAAAGAUGCGGUGGGCCCGCCAGAGGAAGGAGCGCAUAUUGAAGAAGACAGUUCCCCCUCUCCGAGAGAGGGUGAUGUUCUCCGGAAAAGCGAGCUGGCCACACCUGUCCCGGGAGCCCAGCGGCGAGCUGGAGCCCGUGCCCCUUGUCGGGGCAGGAGCCGUGGAUCUGUUCCACACAGGCGAGAAGCUCUUUGUGUUCAGAAACCCGCAGGGUCCGGAGAUCUCGCUGCGCAUCCCUCCCAGGAAGAAGAGGAGCUUUCUGAACGCCAAGAAGGCGGCCUGGACCUCGGGCGCGGACUAGCCGCGGGAAAGCGCCACGGCGUCUCCGAGGCUUGUCUUCUCGUGCCUUCCUGUGUUUGUGUUUGUGGUGCACAAGCUGAAGAUGUGUCGCCCGUGGAAGACACAGACCCCCCAACAAGCCCACUCCCCGACUUCCAAGGAUCUAGUUUACUCCAUUUGCAUGAAUUCCCAGAUGGUCCACUCUGGUCGGCUUUACAAGCGACGUGACGAGACACAGGGCCAGUGCGAUCACUGGGUCCCACCUCGUGGGGGGCUGCAGGGGACCCAGUGCCCGAUUCGAGUCCCCGAGACAUCUGGUUGCAUUACGGGCCGUGUGUCGAAGGCUCACUCUUCUUACGUGCUGUGCUCGUUACAUACUCUGUUUUUAUCGAGGAGCUUUAAAGAAAUAAAUAUACUUUACAUAGA